This is a messenger RNA of Tribolium madens (black flour beetle), 465 nucleotides long. Its product is annotated as nuclear protein 1. The record is from RefSeq and is a predicted model, not a curated record. Gene Ontology annotation, biological process: negative regulation of cell population proliferation; negative regulation of cell cycle; regulation of transcription by RNA polymerase II. The coding region runs from base 60 to 257 and encodes 65 amino acids. Gene Ontology annotation, cellular component: nucleus. The transcript has a single exon. NCBI's taxonomy places the organism in Eukaryota, Metazoa, Arthropoda, Insecta, Coleoptera, Tenebrionidae.
UGCGCUUCAGUUGUUUGAAUUGACAGUUGAGAGUGAAAAUAUUUCGUGCAGUAAACAAAAUGUCCGAAGCUCAUUUCGACGAAUAUGAACACUACAAUUUCUUGUACGACAAGCACAUCUACAGCGGCCAUAGCGGCAAACAAAGAUCCAAGAAGGAGGUCAGUGAACACACGAACCACUUCGACCCCAAUGGACAUUCCAGAAAGAUCGUCACGAAGAUGAUGAACACGGAACAGAAUAGACGGGCGAAGCAUUGAUCUCGAGUUCCUAUCUGUGAUUUCCCUCGAUAUCCAAAGACGUUCAGUGGCGAGUUUUGAGGAUUUUGUGAUUUCGUUUAACACCUCUAGAGACAGCGAUUGUUUUCAUGAUAUUGUGUUGGUAGAAAUGGUGUUGAAGUCGAUGAUGUAUUAAAUUAUUGUUAAUUUUUGUAGUAUUGUAUUUUUUCAAUAAAUACUGUACACCUGA